AUGGAGAGCUACACGAUGGAGCCGCUGGACGUCUCGAUGAUGGCGCCGCUGCCGCAGCUGGUCCACACGCCGAUCGACGUGGACAUCUCGUGCCUCUCGCUGCAUGGACCGCCUCUCGCGCAGCCCGAGGCCGAGCCGCUCUCGCCGUCGCACGCGCCGCCGGCGGUGCUGCCGGCAACCUUUCUGCGCACGAUCUGCGACCAGCUCGAGUUUUACUUUUGCGACGACAACCUCCUCGGCGACCUCUUUCUGCUCAAAAACAUGAACGCGCAUGGCUACGUCAAGCUCGAGCUGCUCGCGAGCUUUGGCCGCGUCAAGAAGCUCACGACCGACAUUGCGCUCCUCCAGCAAGCGCUCGAGCUCUCGACUAAGCUGCUCUUGAGCGAAGAGGGCUCCAGCGUCUGCCGCAAGGACCCGCUGCCGUACGACCAGACGUACCACGGCAAGUUGUCGCGGACGGCGAUUGCCUACAACCUCGCCGAAGACGCGAGCAUUGCCAGCCUCAAAGAACCUUCCGCACGUGCGGCGAAAUCACGUAUCUCCGCCUCCUCAAAAAGAACGGCGCCACGGGCCGCAACGCGGUCCUCAAGCCGCCCGUCAUCUCGGGUGAAACGUACGUAUCAUGUCGCGCGUCUUCUCUCCCUAACGACGAUGCGCCUACGUAGGUAUGCGAUCAUUGAGUUUAUCGAUGCCGAAAUGGCCAACCACGCGGUCCUGACGCUCUCGGACCAAUACAACUGGCGCACGGGCAUGCAGGUCGUGCUCUUUGACGGUACGACCACCGACAAGCUCAAGCAGCGCAUGUUCCCGGUCGACGUCGACCGGCGCCGUGCCAAGUCGGCCGCGGCCGCAUUCCAGUCGACCUGCGGCGGCGGUAGCAACUCGGCCUCGAGCUCGCCCCGCGCCGGCAACAAGUCGGCACCGAUCCACGUCGAGUCGGUCGGCGAGGGCCUCAACGACCUCAGCGAAGGCAAAGUGAGCACGGGCGUCGUCUACUCGAUCCGUGGCGCGGGUGGUCUCAUCACGCCGGCCCGCCAAGACGGCUCGUCCAUCAGCUUUCGCCUCGUGCCCGACGAAGACGGCUCGAUUGACAUCUUCCAAGGCGACUACGUCUCGUUUACGGUCGGGAAGAACAAGAAGAGUGGCCGCAAGUACGCCUCCAAGGUCAAGCUCGAGUACCGCCCGCCGAGCGUACACGCUGCGGCGACCGCGCCGCCUGCCCGCCACGACAACCACACGACGCAUAUGAACACUGGCGAGCGCAGCCGCGCGCGCACGAUGGGCAACGAGGCGGCGACGCCUUUUACGCGCGGCCGAUCGUCGUCGUCGGGGCAGCGGCCGCAGCGCCUGCCGCUCAAGAGCCCGGACGCCGUCGACUCUGCGAUUGCGCAGGCCUUUCGGCAAGCGGCCGGACCGGACGGGACUCGCGGCUUUGGCCGAGCGCGUGGCCCGGUCCCGGCCAAGAAGGAGCCCGGCUUGAGUGCGUCGUUUGCGGCCGACCUCGCGGGCCGUCGCCGCGCGGCGUCGUCGGGUGCGCCGCCGCCGCCGAGCUACUUUGGCUCGGGCAACGGCUUUGCUUUUUAA
Saprolegnia parasitica CBS 223.65 is the source of this 1584-nucleotide messenger RNA. RefSeq lists its product as hypothetical. Bases 1 to 1584 code for a protein of 527 amino acids. The record is from RefSeq and is a predicted model, not a curated record. Gene Ontology annotation, molecular function: RNA binding. The transcript is spliced from 2 exons. Lineage: Eukaryota; Oomycota; Saprolegniomycetes; Saprolegniales; Saprolegniaceae.